AUGGCUAGUAGCGAUGUUCUCUUAGCGGGUUUCAUGGACGGGCUGGCGAGCAAGGGCGGCGCGAUAUUGGACCGCCUUCAGGCGCACGCCGCCCGACUACUCCCCGUGCACCACCUGGCCUCCCCCUCCCCCUCCCCCUCCCUCUCCCCACUCGCCCGCUCGCCCCUGCCCCUCGCCUCGCUCUCCCUCCCCCUCUCCCCGCCCCCGCACGACGACUCCCCCGCUCCGCCCUCCCCGCAGCAGUGGCGCCCGCCGCACCUCCGCGGGAUGCCUCACAGACGCCGCGGCGGCGGCCCCCCAGGCAGCACCCCCCCCGCGCGGUCAGUAGACAGCCGCGGAACCGCACCCGGCGGAGCCGGCGGCGGCGGCGGCGGAGGCGGGGGAAAGGCCGAGGAGGAGCGCGUGCUGAUCAGCGAGAUAGUGAUUCGUGACAAGGACGGCGGCGAGGUGGAGGACGAGGAGCUGCUGAAGGUGGUGGCGGGCGCGCUCAAGGUGUCCAAGGCCAACGCGGCGCUGACCACGCGCGAGGUGCAGGAGGACGUGCACCGCAUCAUCGACACGGGGGAGGGUGGUUCCAUGUGGGAUGGAGGUGGGAGGGAGGGUGGUUCCAUGUGGGAUGGCGGUGGGAGGGAGGGUGGUUCCAUGUGGGAGGGAGGUGGGAGGGAGGGUGGUUCCAUGUGGGAGGGAGGUGGGAGGGAGGGUGGUUCCAUGUGGGAGGGAGGUGGGAGGGAGGGUGGUUCCAUGUGGGAUGGCGGUGGGAGGGAGGGUGGUUCCAUGUGGGAGGGAGGUGGGAGGGAGGGUGGUUGGGAAGCAUGGAUCAGAGUGGCGCUGGCGGACAGCAGGCGGAACAGAGGAGUGGAGGCGAAUCAGGAGAUGAAGGGGCUGAUGUGCGUGGGGGCCAAUGUGCUGCCGACACGUGUCAUUGAGGACGCCUUCCGAGACGAGUACGGCAAGGUGGUGAACAUCCAGCGCCUCAACGGCGUGCUGGAUGUGCUCAACGGCUGGUACAGCGACCGCGGGCUCUUUGGACAGGUAACGGACGUGGAGCUGCUGUCGGAUGGGGUGGUGCGAGUGAAGGUGGCGGAGGCGGAGGUGAACAACAUCACCAUCAAGUUCCGCGACCGCAAGACGGGCGAGCCGACGACAGGCAAGACGCGGCCAGAGACCAUCUUGCGGCAACUCAUGACCAAGAAGGGGCAGGUGUACUCGCUACAGCAAGGCAGGAGGGACGUGGAGACGGUGUUCACGAUGGGCAUCAUGGAGGACGUCAACCUCAUCCCGCACCCCGCCCCUGGAGACACGGGCAUGGUGGAUCUCACCAUGAACGUCGUUGAGCGCCCGCCAGGCGGCUUCUCUGCUGGCGGUGGGCUGUCCGGCAGCAGCCUUUCUGGAGGAGCUCUUUCUGGCCUCAUUGGCAGCUUCACGUACUCACAUCGCAAUGUGCGCGGGCGCAACCAGAAGCUGAACGUGGCGGUGGAGCGGGGCCAGCUGGACUCCAUCUUCCGCGCCUCGUACAGCGACCCGUGGAUCGAGGGGGAUGAUAAGCGCACAUCCCGGGCCAUCAACAUUCAAAAUUCACGCACGCCAGACAUGAUGGUGCACGGGGUGAGGCGGGACGGCAGUGCGGGCGGACCGUGGGCGGGGGGGGUGACGAUCGCGAGGGUGGUGGCGUCGGUGGAUUACAGCCGCCCCAUCCGCCCCCGCUGGACCGCCACUGCCGGGCUCAACCUGCAGAGAGCAGGGGCAAGGGACGACCACGGCCACCCCAAGCUCGUUGAUGCCUACGGCAGCCCACUCACUUUCAGUGGGCGGGCAUCAGACGACAUGCUGAUAGCCAAGCUCGAGACGGUCUACACCGACUCGGGAGAUAACGCCUCCUCCCAGCUCGUGCUGAGCACGGAGCAGGCCAUCCCCAUCGCGCCCGACUGGCUCUUCUUCAACCGCAUCAACGCCCGCGCGCGCAACGGCUUCAGGAUUGGCCACGCGCGACUCAUCGGCAGCUUCUCAGGCGGCACGGUGGUGGGCGACCUGGCGCCGCACGAGGCGUUCCCCAUCGGCGGCACCAACAGCGUGCGCGGAUAUGAUGAGGGCGCCGUGGGGUCGGGCCGAUCCUACAUCGUCACCAGCGGAGAGAUCUCCUUCCCCAUGUUCGGCCCGUUGGAGGGCGCUUUCUUUGCUGACUAUGGCACGGAUCUAGGCUCGGGUGCCACUGUGCUAGGCGACCCAGCAGGGGCGCGGGGCAAGCCAGGGAGGGGCUUUGGGCUGGGCGCGGGGGUGCGAGUGGACUCACCACUGGGCCCUCUGCGCCUCGAGUACGCGUUCAACGACCAGAAGAUCCCUCGCUUCCACUUUGGCAUCGGCUACCGCAACUAG
This is a messenger RNA of Closterium sp. Naga37s-1, 2373 nucleotides long. The record is from the annotation of a GenBank genome assembly. NCBI's taxonomy places the organism in Eukaryota, Viridiplantae, Streptophyta, Zygnematophyceae, Desmidiales, Closteriaceae.